AUGCUGUUCUCGACCACCCUCGUACGAGCCAUGCUGGCCUUGGCUGGUUUUGCAUCCGCUCAGUCGCUAUCAGAGGAACAGCUGGCGGGUAUCCAGAAGGCCCAGGAGGCCUACCCGGACUGCGCAAAGAAAUGCAUGGCCGAGCUGGUGCCCGAGUCGGACUGCGAGGCGGACGACAUUGCGUGCCUGUGCACCAAUGAGGCGCUGACGGCGGAACUGACCAAGUGCGCCCUCGUCGGGUGCACUCUGUUCGAGAGUCUUGAGAUGAAGAACAUCACAAUGCACAGCGUAUGCGGCGCGCCCGUGCGGGACAAGCAUCUUCAGCCCUUGCUCAUAGGUCUGAUCGGUGGUGGCUUGGCCGCGCUCGCCUACCUGAUGCGCCUCUGUUCAACCUUCGCCAAGUCUGGCGGGCGGGCAUUGGGGAUGGAUGACCACAUGUGCUCGAUAGCUGUGCUCAUGUCGAUCCCUCCCACUGUCUUUUCUUAUACAUUGGUGAAGAACGGACUCGGUCGCGACAUGUGGACGUUGACCGCGGACAAGGUCGAGCACGUCUUGAUGUACUACUACCUGGGGUCCAUCUUCUACUUCGCCACCAUCACCUUUGUCAAGCUUUCGCUGCUGGCCUUCAUUCUGCGCGUCUUCCCCGACAAGAGCUUCCGCAAGAUCGUGUGGGUCGUCACGGGCUUGGUCGUGGGCUACGGUAUCAGCUUCAUUGUGGCCACCGCCCUCCAGUGCUGGCCUGCCGAAGGUGCGUGGCAGCAACUCAGGCCCGAGUGGAACGGCACCUGCAACAACAUCCAUCUCCAGAAGUGGAUGAGUGCGAUUUUCAACAUUGUGCUGGACCUCAUCUUGCUGGCGCUGCCCCUCAAGAACCUCUGGAACUUGCACAUGGAGGUGAAGAAGAAGGUCAUGAUCAUGAUCAUGUUCUCUCUUGGUAUCUUUGUGACCAUCAUCUCCGUCAUCCGCCUGUACUCGCUGGUGCUCUUCGCCAACACGCAAAACGUCACCUGGGACUACGUCGACGCCGCCUACUGGAGCACGAUCGAGGUCCACGUCAGCAUCAUCAUGUGCUGCCUCCCGUCCUGCCGCCAUCUCCUCGUCUCGCUUGGCGCGACCAUUCUCAAGUCCAAGAGCUUCUCCAGGUACGGAUCGCAAGGGUAUGGCUCCAAAUCGAACCCCCUCAACUCCAACCAAGGCCUGGAGCAAGGAGGCGUCAAGGUGGCCCAUUCGGUGUCAGUCCAGCAGACGCCCAAGCACGGCGACGAGCACGACUUUGUGCCGUUGGUGGACUAUCCCCACAACAAGGCUUUCGAAAAGACCUACACUGUCACGGCCUCCAAGUCAGAUAGUAAGACCUCUCUUUGA
Messenger RNA from Emericellopsis atlantica, 1365 nucleotides. Its product is annotated as CFEM domain-containing protein. The transcript has 2 exons. The record is from RefSeq and is a predicted model, not a curated record. The coding region runs from base 1 to 1365 and encodes 454 amino acids. NCBI's taxonomy places the organism in Eukaryota, Fungi, Ascomycota, Sordariomycetes, Hypocreales, Bionectriaceae.